Molecule: messenger RNA, 2890 nt
Organism: Salvia miltiorrhiza (redroot sage)
Lineage: Eukaryota; Viridiplantae; Streptophyta; Magnoliopsida; Lamiales; Lamiaceae
Product: pentatricopeptide repeat-containing protein At4g14050, mitochondrial
Exons: 2
Coding region: 120-1955 (611 amino acids)
Biological process (GO): RNA modification
Molecular function (GO): RNA binding; zinc ion binding; protein binding
Source: RefSeq, a predicted model, not a curated record
UUUUUACCUUUUGCCUAAAGGUAAAACAAAAGGACCGAAAAUCUUCCCCUGGUAGAUAAAAACCAGAAAAUCACAUUACCCAGCCCCGACUGCUGUUCCUUUAAACUCGAGAGGAAUGAAUGAAUCAUUUUGAGAUUUUGCGUCAAAUAAAGCAAUGUAUAAAGCUUCGUCUCCCAAUGGAGGGCAAGAAACUCCAUGCCCAUGUCGUGAAAUCCGGCUUCGACCGUCACGGCCCCCUUUUCUCCAACACGCUAAUAGAUAUGUACGGCAAGUGCGGCUGCCUCAAAGACGCACUCCAACUGUUCGACGAAAUGCCCAACAGAGACUUAGCGUCUUGGGCCUCGAUUUUCACCUCACACAACCACGCCAACCUCCCCAAGAAAACCCUCUUCUUGUAUUCCGAUGCGGUGUCUAAGGAUAAUUUACGGCCCGACGAUUUCAUCUAUGCCACUCUGUUUAAUGCUUGCGCUGGCUGUACUGCUUUGAAAAUCGGCGAGCAAUUGCACGCGCAGUUUAUUGUGUCAAUAUCUUCAGAUGAUGAUGUAGUUAAGUCGAGUCUAGUUGAUUUCUACGCGAAAUGCGGGUUCCCUGAUAGAGCUCGUAAAGUUUUCGAUUCAAUUGUAUCGAAGAAUGUGGUUUGUUGGACUAGCUUGAUAUACGGGUAUGCAAAGGUGGGCAAGAAGAGCGAAUCGCUCGAUCUUUUACGUGAUAUGCCUUGCAAAAAUUCCUACACUUGGAAAGCGUUGAUAUCGGGCUUCAUGCAGGCUGGGCUGUGUCUUGACUCAUUCAAUCUUUUCAAAGAGUUGAGGAGAGAAGGAGUUGAUCUAGAUGGACCAUUUGUUCUUUCGAGUUUGAUUGUUGGUUCGGCUACUUUAGCUAUGUUAGAACUCGGGAAACAAGUUCAUCGCUUAGUUAUUGGUCUUGGCUAUGAGUCCAACUCGUAUGUUGGUAAUACCUUGAUUGAUAUGUAUGCUAAAUGCAGCGAUGUAUCAGCUGCAGAGAAGAUUUUUGGGAAUAUGAGGAAGAGGGAUAUUGUUUCUUGGACCUCGAUUAUAGUUGGGAUGGCACAGCAUGGCCGGGCUGUUGAAGCACUGUCGUUGUAUGAUAAGAUGACUUUGGCUGGUUUGAAGCCUAAUGAAGUGACAUUCACUGGGAUAAUCUAUGCCUGUAGUCAUGCUGGCUUAGUUGACAAAGGCCGUCAUCUUUUCAAUUCUAUGGUUAAGGAUUAUGGAUUGAGACCAUCGCUCCACCAUUAUACAUGCUUAGUAGAUCUUUAUAGUCGUUCUGGAUUGAUUGAAGAGGCCGAGGAUGUGCUUAACACCAUGCCAUUCAAACCCGAUGAAGCUGCUUGGGCUGCUAUAUUGAGUUCUUGUUGUCAAGGAGAGCAAAAGGAAAUAGGGGUUCGAAUUGCAGAUCAUGUGCUCCAGUUAGGACCAGAGGAAUCGUCAACAUGUAUACUAAUGUCUAACAUCUAUGCACGUGCUGCUAUGUGGGAACGAGUGUCUCAAGUGAGAAGACUGAUGGCUUCAAUGGAGUUGAAGAAGAAACCUGGCUACAGCUGUGUUGAUCUAGGGAAGGAGAUCCAAGUGUUUUAUGCCGGUGAGGCGACACAUCCCAUGAUGGAUGAGAUUUUCCGUCUUCUGGAAGAGUUGGAUGUGGAGAUGAGGAGGAGAGGCUAUGUGCCCGACACUUCUUUGGUGUUGCACGACAUGGGACUGCAAGAGAAGGAGACACAGUUGUUUUGGCAUAGUGAGAGAUCAGCUGUUGCUUAUGGGCUGCUCAAAUCUGCUCCGGGGACAUCCAUACGUAUUCUUAAGAACCUUCGUGUUUGUGGUGACUGCCACACUGUCUUCAAGUUCAUCUGCAGCAUCGUUAGUAGGGAAAUCAUUGUGAGAGAUAUCAAUAGGUUCCAUCAUUUUAAGGAUGGCGAGUGCUCUUGUCGCGACUUCUGGUGAUCAUCCAACAUCUGAUGGUGGCCUUCCUGGACUUGUCUUGAUCAGUUAUGUGAUGACUUUCUUGCAAAAUUUAGAGACUUUUUUGAGGUAAUAUUUGAAUUGAGAAGAUUCUAGUUGAUGCUUGAUCAUUAUAUUUGUCGAAAUGUAUCUGAACUCACUGUCUUUCAAAAACUGUUUUCUUCUACACUUGAUUAUAACCAAUAUACUAUUAAUCAUUAUAUUCUCUCUCUCUCUCUCUUUUUGUGGGAAUAUUUUGAAGUAUUAAUACUUGUAUAGUUAUAUGUGGACUUCUCAAACAAAUGUGGACUACCCGUGAGAUAGUCUAACAAGAACUGUAUUAACAAGAACUGGUGAUUAAACAUGAAACCACCACAACAUACAGAAAUCACAAUAGAGUUUUAACCAUUCUGCCCAGAAAGCAGGUAAUCAUACAGUUAUGAACAAGGAAGACUUGGCUUUAUUUUUAGUUGCCUUCAUUCAAGAUGAAGACAUUAGCAUUUAACUAUAAUGUUUCCAUUACAUGGUCUUUGACAGAGAGCUCAAAUCCAAAUAUCAGAGGUGCAGUCACCACCGGGAUAUCUCAUCUCAUGAGCCAAAGACGGGCCGUCCGGCUCAGCCCCGAAGUCCACGAAGAACUCGGGGUUGAUCACAAGGCCUCCUUCCUCUGUAUCAACAUCAAUCUGUAACAUAUGGCCACCUUUCUGAACAAGGUCGGGAUAGAAUUGACGAUCCCAAGCGCUGAAGAGAGAAUUUGUGACGUAAAGCCUCUUCCCAUCCAAACUCAGCUGUAACAUAUGUGGUCCUCCUCUUAAUUCAUGUCCCUAAAUGGAAACAAAAUGAGUUAUUAGCUUCCUAUUUUUAAUGGCGACUCACCAAAAUGAUUUAAGGUGCGAUUUAUAUAUUUUUGAUGCAAAUAUAUAUUAUUGAUAUUAAAA